AUGAAGAAGGCGGCCCCGGGGGGCGACGAGCAAUUUAAGACCGCCGCAGCCACCAUACUCAAAUACAUAGGGACCGGGGAGAGGCCCGGCCUUUUUGCCCUGGGAGCGCUGCGCCUGCUACCCAGCAGCAUCAAGCUGCCGGGCGGCAACGUGGCGCGCGCCCCCGAUGAGGACAAGUUCCGCCGCAUCAACCUGGGCAACGCGGCCUUCCAGUCCAGGGUGGCGGUGGUACCCGGGGCCAUUGAGCUGCUGGAGACACUGGGGUUCAGGCGCGAGGAGGACGGCUCCGCGCUGGUCAUGCCGCGGGAGGCGGCCGACCCCUCUGCCCUGAGUGACGCGGGGUCCGAGGUUAACAACGCCCUCACAAACCCCUUCUUCGGGGCCCUGUGA
Molecule: messenger RNA, 390 nt
Organism: Monoraphidium neglectum
Lineage: Eukaryota; Viridiplantae; Chlorophyta; Chlorophyceae; Sphaeropleales; Selenastraceae
Exons: 5
Coding region: 1-390 (129 amino acids)
Source: RefSeq, a predicted model, not a curated record